CUUGUUUUGUUUAUGGCUGCUGUCACCGGGUUGGUAAUGUAUGACGCUGGUGGUAUUCGUCCGGUAGAUUGAUUCUAUUCUUUUCGUGAUCAGUUGUGAAGAAAAGUUUGAUACAAGAAAAUGUUCAUUGCAUGAACAUUGCACAGGACCAUCACCUGCAUUUAUAGUUAAAUUUCAAUUUAGGGAGUAUCACAAAUUUAGACGACGAAAUUCGUCGAAGUUGGUGCUUUGGUUACAUCCGUUCUACCUUACUGUUUUCACAAAGAGUUUUCAUGAAAACGCGCUGUUAAGCAAACAUUUUACUGGCUAAGUAACGUUUCGAUAGUCCGCCAACAUGAGGUGGCACUUGUUUGAUUUGUGGAUAUGACGAAUGACCAGGAUGCUCGUCUACGAUAAGUCUCCACUUAGAAUGAGUUUCUAGCAUAUCACGAAAUUCUUCCGUAUUCAUCUUAUUAUGGACUCGUCACCUUUACAAACAAUCUAGUGAACUAAAUGUAAACUCAUCCUAAUCAAAAUGAGUUCAUAUAGUUCCAUUGUUCGUAAAAAUACAUCCCCCAAUGGGCUCGGAAAGGUCGGGAAAGAUAAUAUUCAAACAGGGGUCUUGAUUGAAAAAAACUACUGCGAUCGAGCAACCGGUCGUAAACUAUCAAAUAUUCGCCUUGUAGACUCCAGUGCGUCAAAUGGUAGCAAGAAAUUGAGUGAUGAUGGGUGCACAAAUGCACAAAUGAAAUCUGAAAGAAGCAAAGAGAAUGCACUGAAUGUGAAAUCACCAAUCAAAAAUGCUAUUGGGAAUCGACAGUUUAUUCGAAAAACAGAAACAACUCACACACUUGUGACAGAUUCAACGGGAGCAUAUUUUUUACAAUCUCAAACUCAAACUCAGUCGAUGAUUAGCAAUGAUUUGGAGGAGUUCCCUGCAUUAGGUACAGGUCGACGACAUAAACGUCAUUCAAGUAGCGACAGAUGUGAUCAGACAAAUUUAAAUGGAAAUUACUUACAAAGAUCAGUACUAUCCCCAUAUGCAACAGAAUUUGUAUAUACAGGCUUUUUUGAGAAAGUUUUAUGUGACACUUCCAAAGAGAAGGAUUAUGAAAACAAUAACUGGAAAGAUGGCAGCGAUGACUCUGCUGUUGAGGAGGGAAACCUUUCGAUAAUGGAAUUAACUGAAAACGAAAGGAAUGAUGAAAUGAAAGAAACAGAAGAAGCGAAUACAGGUUUCACAAGCAGUUCCUUGUCGCGGAGGAAGUAUUUGUCGAAACUGUCGGCCGAUGCAAAGCCGUUUGAAUCAAGAGAUAAAGACGACCUUGAUACUGUUGUUAAAAAACGUGUUGAUAUAUUUGAUGCAACAAAAAUACCUUUUUCCGUGGGUGCGCCACCUUUUGUACCUAGAUCAUGUAGUCAAAAAGGUUUCUGCAAUACCGAAAACUCUUCCACUGGUACUAUGCCAAUAGUCAAAUCUCAUCACGAUCAGGAAUGGAAUGAAUCGAAAGAAAAAACUGUUCGACAAAGCUUUUCACUAGAUAAAAAACUUUUCAUUAAUAAGACUGAAAAAAACAUGGCAGAAAGUAGAGAACGUGAAAGUUCACCGUCAACCGUACUUAAGGUCGACGAUCGUCUGCAAAGCAAAUCAUCGCUUAAGCUAUCCAUUAUCAAAGACAAAAGUGAUGCUAAUGAUAUUGUGACAAAACAGAACCUAUGUCAAGUUGAAGGUAAAAAAAAGUAUCCACUGAUGCCGUUACCAUCUACACCAGAAAGGACGUGUGCAGUUUUGAAUAGUCGGCUUCAAGCUGACGCGAAUCCGUUUUGUUUCGCAAGGGAAGAAAACCAGAAUUCGAAUAGCAUAGAUUCAGUGAUUACAAGCAAAAAAUCCAUAGAUGAAUUAGAACUGAAGGAAGGUACAGUGAAAGGUUCCUCAAGUUCUCCCGAAAUUUCAGGCAAUACAACGAUUUGUAAACAACUGAAUGCAGUGGGUGGACAGAAGUUAACCGCUAUGGACGAAAAAACUAAAACAUUGCACAGUGACCACAAAACAUCAAACACCUUCGAAAGCUGGUGUAAAGACAGAAAUACUCUUUCGCAAAGAUCAAGUUUUCCAAAUAAAACCAUGAAUAUUGUCACAACUAGAAAUAGGUAUACAGAGCAAUGCAGGAAGGCUUCAUCACCUUCAUACACUAAUACUAGCUGCAGUGCAGAUGAUAGUGAGAUUUCGAUACCAGAUCAUAGUAAUAAAACAGCUCUACCGUCAAAGCGAGACAAUCCUUUGCAGAUCAAGAAUACGAUUCAACAAUCGUUUUCACAGGAUGAAGCUACUAAUGAGGAAUCUAAACGCAGUCCGGUUCUUAAGUCCUCUAAUUCAUGGGACAAGGAUACGCGUACAACAAACGUCGAUGAAUCACAAACUGUGGCCUUAUUAAAAUUACAGGCUAUGGCCGAUUCACUCAUACCUAAAGAUACCAUGAAACAUCAGGCUCAACAUGGUAUUUGUCCUGGGCAAUGUGCUUCGUCAGUUAACGGAAAUAUCGAUACACCUGAAGUUUUCGUUUCGUCACGUAAUAUUACAGAUCCGAGCAAUGCCAAAAAGGGCCCAACUCAAUUCAUUUCAUCGAAGUUGACUGUGCAACGCGGUUCAUUUAAUUCGAAGACAAUGCAUGAGAAAGUGGUUCAGCAGCAUCUGAAUGGGCUCAGAAUGCACAAUAAUGAGAAAGUAGUAAUGCACAUUAUUAAUAAUAAACCAAACCAAAUUUUUGAAGGUAAAGUAGGCGGUGAUAGAAAACUGCUUCAGACACAUAGAAUUGAACAAUCUUCAAAGAAUUUGCAAACAUUUGUAAGUUCGGUUGUAUCUGAGGAAUCAAAGGCUAAAUUUACCCCAUCAUUAAAAACAAAUACAACCAUUCAAAGUAGCACCGUCAAUGAAUUCGGUUAUGGGAAUCAUGUGCCGAAGUGCUCUACCCCAGUUCAUGAUUCUUUGAAAUUGAAUUUACUAGAAAGUCGUGGAAAUAGAAUGUGUAGUUCUCAAUCGAUUCAGUAUAGCAAACCAAUGAGACCAAUUUACAAUGUUCCUCGGUUUUUGCCCCCACGGCCUCUCAUUUCACCAACUAAUGGUGGAACAUUGGAACUAUCAAAUUUACGAACGAUUGCAGACCGAAUUAUGCCUAAGGAAAAUGUGAAGGAGUUGGUAGUAAGUAACCGUAAUUCCAAAAGCCUCGAAGAUCACUUAACUCAUUUGAAAAUGCAAAACAACAAAGACGAUUUAGGGCGGUGUUCAAUAGAAGCCCAUUCUGUGAAUUGCGCGAAGACCGUCGAAAGCGCAAAUCGAGACAUUGAUGUUACAAUUAAUAAGUCAUUCAGCAAAUUAUCAAUAUUACCAGCGACUUCGCCACCCAUUCCGCCAAGGCGAAACAUUUUAAAUCAAAAUGAUUUAAAAAAUAAUUCAAUAAUUCCUACUGGAAAGGAAGAAAAUCAAAUUUCACUGAACGAGGACAUUGGCUCAAUUUAUAGUGAGAAUAAAGCAAACACGUGGUUACAAGCUUUAGAGCAACAUUAUAUAAACAAAAUGGCAACAAGUGAUAACAUAGAUAGUAAAGAAUCUCACAGUUCACAACCCUCAAUUAUUGGCCCAUCGGAGAUCUUAAACACUGAUACCAUUCUGCAAAAACAAAUAAAAAAUCCUUUCAUAGUGGAUACAAACAUGACCAUCAAUCCGCAAACGACUUCUUCGAGAUGCACAAACCCAUUUCUGGAUGAACAAGAAAUUGUCUCUGAAACCUCACCCCUUAAUACAUUGACUGCCGUAGACAUACCAAAAGAUCCUUUAUGGUUUUAUGUUGAUCCAAAGGGUGAAACGCAAGGUCCAUUUAUGAGUAUUGAGAUGGCGGAAUGGUUUCAUAUUGGAUACUUUAAUGAUUACUUGAAAGUCCGAAGGAAUUGUGAUAAACGUUUUGCUAGCAUAGAAGAAUUUUUAAAGCUCACGGGAAGCAGCUCACCGUUUUUAGACUCAGGUUCAGUACCGCCAUUAGAAAUUGAAGAGGAAAUCCCGAGAAGAUCUACAAAUCCCUUCCUUUAUGAUAUAUGAUAUGGAAGGAGUAUCAUCGAGUGAUAUUUGUUUUUGUCGUUGGAAUGCGACAUGAAUUGAGUAGAAUGAUAGUAGUAAGAUUUUUGUUCAAUCUAAAAAGAACGUUAUUCAUAGCAUAUAUCAUAUAUAUGUUUAGUAUGGUCUUAGAUUUUCACUAAUAAGUAAGAGAUCUUUCAUAACUGUAAGCUGAAUCGUGACUGCAAUAAGUAUUCUGUUGGUAAUGAUUCCAUCAAGUUUUAUUGCUUUUACUAUUCGUAUUAAAAUGAUUUAGUCUUUAACUGGUUUUGGGAUCGAAACCUUUCCCAAAUAUUUUAUUGUAUUGUAAUCCGGUCAAUAUAUUUUUUUUUGUAAUUCUAUUUUUUGCCUUAAUAUCAUAUUAGAAAGUGUUUCAAGGAAUCGCUUAACAAAGUUAUUUACAAUGUUGGAAUAAAAUAUAUUGAAUAUGGUUUUAUGAAACUGUAUUUAUAAAGCUUAAUGGAUUUUAAGCAAACAAUUUAUCCUAAGGUCUGCAAUCCCUAAUGGACAUUAAUCCGUUUGUUCAACUUAUUAAUACAAAUAUAAUUUUAUAUCACUAUGAUAAUAGCCAA
Messenger RNA from Hermetia illucens (black soldier fly), 4659 nucleotides. RefSeq lists its product as uncharacterized. The transcript is spliced from 5 exons. Gene Ontology annotation, molecular function: protein binding. The record is from RefSeq and is a predicted model, not a curated record. Bases 515 to 4072 code for a protein of 1185 amino acids. NCBI's taxonomy places the organism in Eukaryota, Metazoa, Arthropoda, Insecta, Diptera, Stratiomyidae.